Linum trigynum is the source of this 831-nucleotide messenger RNA. Lineage: Eukaryota; Viridiplantae; Streptophyta; Magnoliopsida; Malpighiales; Linaceae. The record is from the annotation of a GenBank genome assembly.
AUGGUGACCGUUCCAAAGGAGACUGUUAUGGCGAUUGAGGCCUACCGUAGUCAGGCUAAGGUGCUGGUUAAGAGUUACUUAUUUGCAGAUCCUUUUGUUCCAUACACCUCUGUCCUUGGGGGAGUAAUUGCUUGCAAAGUGGUCUAUGAUCUAACUCAGUUGAUUAGCACGUUUUACAUCAAGGCGUACACUGGGCUUACGAAAAUACAAAGAAUUGAAUGGAACAAUCGGGGGAUGUCUUCAUUGCACGCAAUCUUUAUAACAGCUUUGUCGUUAUACUUUGUAUUCUGGUCUGAUCUUUUUUCAGACAAAGUGCAUACUGGUUAUGUCACUCUACGAAGCUCACCUUUAUCCAUAUUUGGACUGGCAGUUUCUGUUGGAUACUUCCUUGCAGAUCUGGGGAUGAUUAUUUGGCUUUAUCCUUCUUUAGGUGGAAUGGAAUAUGUUGUUCAUCACUGUCUUUCUGCAAUAGCGGUUGCAUAUUCUAUGUUAUCCGGAGAAGGGCAGCUGUAUACAUAUAUGUGCCUCAUCUCUGAAGUGACCACACCAGAAAUAAACAUGAGAUGGUAUCUGGACAUAUCAGGUAUGAAGCGGUCAACUGCUUAUCUUGUAAAUGGUGUUCUGAUCUUCCUCUUUUGGUUGAUUGCCAGAGUGCUGCUCUUCUUUUACAUCUUCUACCACAUCAACAUGCACUUCGAUCAGGUUCUCCAGAUGAGAUGGUUUGGAUGCCUGGUGGUUGUGAUGGUGCCAUCAACAUUGUUUAUAAUGAACUUGAUGUGGUUUUCCAAGAUCAUCAAGGGCUUGAUGAAAACUGUAGCCAAGAGGCAGUGA